CCUCCCACUCCGAUGCCUUUCUCCACACUGACUCAGGCGCGAUAUCUUUUUAAAAGCACUUAGAACCUUUUGGCUUGUGAUGCGUAUUUUCAGAAGCCAGUAGAACCAACCCCCCACUUGCUGUUUACUUUGUGCCAUGCUGUGUCAUUGGCCAUCAGAUCCGAGAGUCGUUUGCCAUUUCGGCGUUCGCUGCAGGGUUACUGGGUGGACUAAUCAGAGUCGUAUGAAAGUGCCCAUUGGGUUUUCCCCUCCUUUGGCUCCAGGACUAGGAUCGCAGUAUUUAACGGCUAAUCCGGACGUCCGUUGGCUGCUUUUUCUUUUUUAAUCAAAAGCGAUUGCUGUAAAGUUCCCCUCUCUCCCCAUGGCCCAACGCAGGCAGCAGCUUGGAGGCUGAACUCGGCGAAACAGGCAGGGAAUUGGCUCCGAGGUCCGAUCUGGAUACGAAAUAAAUAAAGCAUUGGCUCACUCCGCAGCAGUGGGCCCAGACUGAAAGCAGCCAUGUCCUCGGAGAGACUGCAGAGAGCUGACGAAGAGGCGGUUGUGGAUCAAGGCGGGACCAGUAAUGUUGUUAAUAUUCAUUAUGAAAAAGAAGAGCUGGAAGGGCACAGGACACUCUAUGUGGGGGUACGGAUGCCUUUGGUGAGACAAGGCCACAGACAUCACCGGACCCAUGGCCAACGACACAGGAAACGAGACCGGGCGAAGGGAGCCAUUCAGGAAGAAGAGGCGGAGUCUCAUGACACCCCGUCUCAGCGCGUCCAGUUCAUCCUGGGCACGGAGGAGGACGAGGAGCACGUUCCCCACGACCUGUUCACGGAGCUGGAUGAGAUCUGCAUGAAAGAAGGGGAGGACGCAGAGUGGAAGGAAACGGCGAGGUGGCUGAAGUUUGAAGAGGACGUGGAGGACGGGGGAGAACGCUGGAGCAAACCCUACGUCGCAACGCUUUCGCUGCACAGCCUCUUUGAACUGAGGAGUUGCAUCAUGAAUGGGACCGUCCUUCUGGAUAUGUGCGCCAACAGCAUCGAGGAAAUUGCAGAUUUGAUCUUGGAUCAGCAAGAACCAAGCAGCGAGUAUGAUGAAAGCACGAGAGAAAGAAUCCGCGAUGCCCUCUUAAAAAAGCACCACCAUCAGAAUGAGAAGAAGAGGAACAACCUUCUUCCGAUUGUCCGCUCUUUUACUGAUGUCAGCAAGAAGCAGUCGGAUCCGCACUUAUUGGACAAACCAGCAACGCACAUGCUGUCUCCGCACCCUGGCACGACCAAUCUCGAAAUUAAAAACGGAGUGACCCACGACACGAGUCCUAUGGAUUUAAGCAAGGCGGAACUUCAUUUCAUGAAGAAAAUUCCGACCGGAGCAGAAGCGUCCAACGUUCUGGUGGGAGAGCUGGAUUCCCUCCUUCGCCCCGUGGUGGCGUUUGUGCGUCUGACGCCAGCUGUCCUUCUCUCAGGCAUGACGGAAGUCCCUAUUCCAACGAGGUUCUUAUUUAUCUUGCUGGGACCAGAAGGGAAAGCACAUCAGUACCAUGAGAUUGGCAGAUCCAUGGCCACCAUCAUGACAGAUGAGGUUUUCCAUGACGUUGCGUAUAAAGCCAAAGACCGUGCUGACCUUGUAGCUGGCAUUGAUGAAUUCCUGGAUCAGGUGACAGUAUUACCUCCUGGAGAAUGGGAUCCAUCGAUUAGAAUUGAGCCACCAAAAAAUGUGCCUUCUCAGAAGAAGAGGAAGAUGCCAAGUGUUCCUAAUGGCACUGCUUGCCAUGCCGAACCCGAGCAGCACAGCGGACCCGAACUGGAAAGAACGGGAAGGCUCUUUGGUGGUUUGAUCCUGGAUGUGAAACGGAAGGCGCCGUGGUUCUGGAGUGACUUCACGGACGCUCUGAGCUUGCAGUGCCUGGCGUCGUUCCUUUUCCUCUACUGUGCCUGCAUGUCCCCCGUGAUCACCUUCGGGGGGCUGCUUGGGGAAGCGACCAACGGACAAAUAAGCGCAAUCGAAUCCUUAUUUGGAGCCUCCAUGACAGGCGUUGUGUACUCGCUGUUUGCCGGACAGCCCCUCACGAUCUUAGGAAGUACCGGACCGGUGCUGGUGUUUGAAAAGAUUUUGUUCAAGUUCUGCAGAGACUACGCCCUCUCCUACCUUUCCCUGAGAACCAGUAUUGGAUUGUGGACGGCUUUCAUGUGCAUCGUCCUUGUGGCAACGGACUCCAGCUCCCUGGUGCGCUACAUCACUCGCUUCACGGAAGAAGCCUUCGCCUCUUUGAUCUGCAUUAUUUUCAUCUACGAAGCCCUGGAGAAACUAAUAGCACUAGGAGAGACCUACCCCUUCCACAUGCACAGCCAACUCGACCAGCUGACCUUCUACUACUGUAAGUGUGCCGUGCCCAACAACCCCAGCAAUCAAACCCUGCAGUACUGGAGCGACAGGAAGAUUGUCCCUUCUGCAAUUGAGUGGGCGAACCUCACCGUCAGGGAAUGUUGGGAAAUGCAUGGAGAAUUUACCGGACCCGCCUGUGGGCAUAACGGCCCCUACACACCAGAUGUCCUCUUCUGGUCCUGUAUUCUCUUCUUCACCACCUUCAUCCUGUCCGGCACGCUGAAGAUGUUUAAAACCAGCCGCUAUUUCCCGACAAGAGUCCCUGCCAUGACCAGCGACUUUGCUGUUUUCUUUACCAUCGUCACGAUGGUGGUUUUGGACUUCUUAAUUGGCGUCCCGUCGCCAAAGCUGCAAGUCCCCAGUGUCUUCAAGCCCACAAGAGAUGACCGGGGGUGGAUUAUUAGCCCGAUAGGACCCAACCCCUGGUGGACGGUGUUAGCCGCCAUCAUCCCGGCUCUACUCUGCACCAUCUUGGUAUUCAUGGACCAGCAAAUCACAGCGGUGAUCAUAAACCGAAAGGAGCACAAACUCAAGAAAGGAUGUGGCUACCACCUGGACCUUCUGAUGGUAGCGAUAAUGCUGGGUGUGUGCUCUGUAAUGGGGCUGCCCUGGUUCGUGGCUGCAACUGUUCUAUCCAUCACCCACGUGAACAGCCUUAGACUAGAGUCCGGCUGCUCAGCUCCGGGAGAACAGCCGAAAUUUCUGGGGAUACGGGAGCAGAGAGUCACUGGCCUCAUGAUCUUUGUGCUUAUGGGCUGCUCUGUCUUCAUGACCGCCGUGUUAAAGUUUAUCCCAAUGCCGGUGCUGUAUGGCGUGUUCCUUUACAUGGGCGUUUCGUCUCUCGGAGGAAUUCAGUUCUUCGAUCGCCUGAAGCUGUUCGGCAUGCCGGCCAAACACCAGCCCGACUUUAUCUACCUACGGCACGUCCCCUUGCGAAAAGUCCAUCUCUUCACCGUCAUCCAGCUGACCUGCCUUGUCUUACUCUGGGUCAUCAAAGCCUCUCCCGCGGCCAUCGUCUUCCCCAUGAUGGUCUUGGCUCUGGUCUUUGUCCGGCAAGUCAUGGAUUUCUGUUUCUCAAAGCGCGAGCUCAGCUGGCUGGAUGACCUCAUGCCAGAAAGCAAGAAGAAAAAACUGGAUGAUGCCAAAAAUCAAGCCAAGGAGGAAGAGGAGGCUGAGAAAAUGAUGGAAGCAGCUGAAGAAAAUGUAAUUCAGUUACCGUUGGGGAAAACGAAAUAUUUGACCGUUCCCGGACGAAAUAACAAUAGCAGGGACGACCCUUCAGAGAUCAACAUCUCCGACGAAAUGCCUAAGACGACUGUCUGGAAAGCUCUCAGCAUGAAUAUAGAAAAACUCUAAAUCCAGUGAGAAGAGCUUCUCCACGCAGGGACCUUGACUUCGGCGGAGGCGAGGGUGAAGAUGACUCAGGGACGAGCCAAGACAGACGGCCACGGGGAGACGCGACUCGGAAAACCGGCGCCACGACACAAAAGCGCCGCUCUCCUCGGGUGCUGUUUUCCUGCGAGUAGCUGGAUUCCCAUUAAACCCAUUCAGAUCUUUGCGGUGAGCUGCGGCGUGCUUCGGCGGGGCCGGAUUCUCUGCGGAGCAGCGAGCGGAGGUGCCGCCAACGACGGUUCAGUGUUACGAAGCCUCCCUCUGUGUGUGUGUGUGCGCGCGCGUUUCCUCUUCUCUUCAUGGUUAGACCGCACAGCCCUGGAGCGUUACUGAUUUUUUUUUCCCCCAAUCUGGUUUUCUUUGAAAAAUAUAAAGGCGGAAAAUACACAAGUGCUUUUUCUGGACGUCUUGGGCCACCCUCCUCGCCUUGUUCUUCACCCGCUGGUGACUGGGCCGGUGGGGGGCCUGGGGUAAGUUUCGGCAGCAAUUUCUCUCUUCUCGUGUGUGUUGUCAGAGGUGGCAUGGGGGCCGUCGACUCCGUGAGCUCUCCAGGGCUGGAGCACCAGUGGGGGGAAAAGUAGUGGGUACGCAGCACCCAUCAGCGAGCUACCAAUCAGCUCCUCCCUCUCCCUGCCCAGCACCGCCCACCUUCUGGGGCCACCAAUCAUCUCCUCCCCUCCACAUCCAGCACCGCCCACCUGCUAGGGCCACCAAUCAGCUCCUCCCUCUCCCUGCCCAGCACCGCCCACCUUCUGGGGCCACCAAUCAUCUCCUCCCCUCCACAUCCAGCACCGCCCACCUGCUAGGGCCACCAAUCAGCUCCUCCCUCUCCCUGCCCAGCACCUCGCGCCUGCUGGCAGGCCCCACCAAUCAGCUCCUCUCUCUUCCCGCCAUGUUCCUCCCCCCAGCUCCCGCCUUCCUCCCCUCCUCCCAGCACCUCCCACCCACCGGCGAUCAGCUGCUUAGCGGCGUUGAGGAGGUGCCGGGAGGAGGCG
Pelodiscus sinensis (Chinese soft-shelled turtle) is the source of this 4754-nucleotide messenger RNA. It is a transcript of the gene SLC4A8, whose product is annotated as solute carrier family 4 member 8. NCBI's taxonomy places the organism in Eukaryota, Metazoa, Chordata, Testudines, Trionychidae. Gene Ontology annotation, molecular function: solute:inorganic anion antiporter activity; sodium:bicarbonate symporter activity; monoatomic anion transmembrane transporter activity. Gene Ontology annotation, biological process: transmembrane transport; regulation of intracellular pH; monoatomic anion transport. The record is from RefSeq and is a predicted model, not a curated record. Gene Ontology annotation, cellular component: plasma membrane.